AGUCUCCAUGGCAACAUAACAACAGAGCUCAGAGACAAGAAGGAAACGGAGCAAAGGACGAGAAGACAAAACUGAGACGAAGCAAAGGAAAAGGUGAACAGGAGAGGAGUCAUGCUGACCUGUUUCCGUGGCAACCGAGAGGAAUUUUAUGGCGAAGUUCUCCUAUUGGAUGAGAGGAAGAUUACAUUAACGGGCAAUCAAGGCCUCAAAAAGUCCUCACGGGCAGCGGCCAUCUUGGACCAGGUGUUUUCUCUGCUGCAGGUGGAGGAAGUGGAGUUUUUUGGUUUGAGGUUCUGUGAUGACAAACAGCAGAUGCACUGGUUGGAUCCUUCCAGAACAAUCUACCAACACAGAGAGCUUAUUGGACCUCCGUACAUUUUCUACUUUGGAGUUAAAUUUUAUGUCGAGGAUCCGUCCAAACUGAAGGAGGAAACUACACGGUUUCAGUUUUACCUGCAGGUGUGUCAGGAUGUGCGGCGAGGUCGACUGCCUUGCCCCGCCUACCUCAAACCUCGACUCUUUGCACUGAUGCUGCAGGCUGAUGGAGGGGAGUGGAGGAAGGCGGAGCAGAGGGAGGUGGGGCAGGUGGAGGCGGGGCAGAGGGAGGCGGGGCAGAUGGAUGACAAAGUCAAAGACAUCUACAGAUCAAUCGGUGGUGUCUCUCGCCCUCAGGCUCAGUCCCUCGUCCUCUCUCUCUCCAGUUCUCUGCAGAUGUUUGGAGUUUUUCUGUUCGCUGCAUACGGUGAAAACCAAACUGAGUACUUCCUGGGUCCAACUCCAGUGGGAGUGGUCAUCUACAAGAACAAAGUGCUGGUUGGAAAAUAUUUCUGGCAGAGAAUCUCUAAACUUCACUUUAAAGAUGAAACCUUUGAACUCCGAGUCAUCAGAAAGAACGGCUCAGAGACAUCAUUCUUCUUUCAGACAUCUGGUCAGUCUGACUGUAGACGUUUGUGGAGGUGUUGUGUUGAGCAUCACGUCUUCUUCAGGAUGUCAGAGCGGAAUCCAAAAAAACACAAAAGUGUUAGUCGUUCGCCCUCUUUCUCUCUGCGUCACCUGAACUUCAGCAUCAGAAAAAAAAACAUCAACAAAACAACCGAAGUCUGCAAGCGACUGAAACAUCACACCAAUCACAGGGUGAGUGAUCCAAUAACUACACAGACAGCGCCCCCUGCUGUUCAUAGGUCAGACGACGGGCCAGACCCAGACAAUGUGGAGCCCAGUGCACCAUGGGAAAUCAGCGCCCCCCUGAGCGGCCUUUUUAACCCAAAGUUUCCUCCAAACACCAACGAAGAAGAAGAAAAACAAGAUGGAGGACGACCACAGAGGCGGAGCAGAAGUCUAGAUGGGGAUCGACCAAUCAGAAAGAAGGGCAGGAGGUCUCGUUCCCAUGGCAACACAAGCAGUGGCAGCGAAUCAGAAAAGCCGGGGAGUAACCGGGAGCGACGUAGUAGAAGUUCAAAGAAUCGCGGUUGCCAUGGUGACAAUAAGUCCCGGUCCCGAGCCCGAUCAUGCAGUCCUGAUGCACAAACAUGGAGACACAUCCAGAAGCAGCUGGUGGAGCAUGAAGGUUUAAUUGACAGGCAGACAGAGGAAAUUCAUUUUAUGGAAGUGAGAGUUUUGGGAGAGCCAAUUAGAAGACGCCAUGCUCCAAGGGGGCGGAGACAUCGACAGUGGGCAUCGACUUCAAAUCGAGAAUCAAACACCAAAAUGGUUCCUCCUCUUCCUGUUACCAAAGCAACCAUUACUUCAGGACAUUUACCCACAAUUCCCUGAGUCAAACGUCUCUUUACCAAGCAUGGAUCCCUGAAAGAAAGAGAGAACUACAGGGACUAUCACAUAGAUUAUUUAAGAGUUCACUACAGAGUGUACAAUAGAGUACACUUCAGAGUGUACUACAGAGUGUACUUCAGAGUGUACUUCAGAGUGUACUUCAGAGUGUACUACAGAGUGUACUACAGAGAGUACUACAGAGUGUACUACAGAGAUUACUACAGCGAGUACUACAGAGUGUACUACAGUGUACUACAGAGUGUACUUUAGAGUGUACUUCAGAGAUUACUACAGAGUGUACUACAGAGUUUACUACAGAGUGUACUACAGAGAUUACUACAGAGAUUACUACAGAGAUCAUUACAGAGUAUACUACAAAGAGUACUACAGAGUUCACUACAGAGAUUACUACAGAGAGUACUACAGAGAUUACUACAGAGGUCACUACAGAGAGUACUACAGAGAGUACUACAGAGAUUACUACAGAAUGUACUGCAGAGAGUACUACAGAGUGUACUACAGAGAGUACUACAGAGAUUACUACAGAGUGUACUACAGAGUGUACUACAGAGAGUACUACAGAGAUUACUACAGAGAGUACUACAGAGAGUACUACAGAGUUUACUACAGUGUACUACAGCGAUUACUACAGUGUACUACAGAGUGUACAACAGAGUGUACUACGUGCAUGUUUUUAUUACACUGUAAAAGGUUUCUUACAGUGAGAGUAAGAGAGAGCGAACUAAUUGUAUGUUUUUAUUACUCUGUAAAACAUUUCCUUCAGUAUAAUAAAAGUA
Molecule: messenger RNA, 2567 nt
Organism: Labrus bergylta (ballan wrasse)
Lineage: Eukaryota; Metazoa; Chordata; Actinopteri; Labriformes; Labridae
Gene: epb41l4a
Product: erythrocyte membrane protein band 4.1 like 4A
Cellular component (GO): cytoskeleton
Source: RefSeq, a predicted model, not a curated record